Daldinia vernicosa is the source of this 2278-nucleotide messenger RNA. RefSeq names its product common central domain of tyrosinase-domain-containing protein. The coding region runs from base 1 to 2130 and encodes 709 amino acids. Gene Ontology annotation, molecular function: oxidoreductase activity. The record is from RefSeq and is a predicted model, not a curated record. The transcript has 6 exons. Lineage: Eukaryota; Fungi; Ascomycota; Sordariomycetes; Xylariales; Hypoxylaceae.
AUGGCUAUCAAAAUGAGUGGAUAUAAUGACGGGACAUAUGGUAUUAGUGGCAUUCCUCCUCCACGUAAUGUUGAAUUUAAGACCAAAACAAUCCCUUAUGCACCUGGCAUGCCCGUUCGCCUUAGACUGUCAGACCUAGCCGCCGCAAAUACGCCUAAGAAGCGAAGGCAAUGGACUCUGUUCAUUUUGGCAUUAGAACGGUUCAAAGCCUUGCCUGUGGAACAGAAGUUGUCCUACUUCCAAAUUGCUGGUAUCCAUGGUUAUCCCGCAACAUCAUGGGAUGGUGCGGACCCGCCAUCUACCGUUCCUGUUGAUUCGGAUGAUGAACCUUUAUAUUGUUCCCACAACUGCGUCACGUUCCCAACAUGGCAUCGGCCCUAUAUGCUGCUUUACGAAAAACGUCUAUGGUACCAUAUGAAAGAGAUUAUCAAAUCCUGGGAUACCACCGAAUCCCAAGCAAGUGAAUGGAAUGAAGCCGCAGAUACAUGGCGGUUGCCAUACUGGGAUUGGGCGCAAAGACAGACCUACAAUAACUCAUUUUCUCUCCCAGAAGUCUUUACCAUGAAAACCGUCCGAAUCUAUAAUUUCCUGGAUCCUGAGAUGGUAGAGAAUGAUAGGGGAAUAGACUAUCCAAAUCCUCUAUGGGGGUUCGAAAAUCCGGAACAGGGGCCCGAUGACAAACCAUUGAGAAUGGGCGAGAUGCCAGCGGGCGAGAUGCCAGCAGGCAAGGAAAAAUGGAAUAUUAGGGAUAACAAAGCAUUGCCGCUACAGUGGGGUCAAUGCUCAGGUGUAAGCCGAUAUGGAAUAUUCAAAGCCCAAAACGGCACCCUUACCGGUCUUGAAGGUGUCAACAAUUUUACAGUUGCGAAUGAAUGGAUCAAUAGUUUCUCAACCGAAGCUUACAAUCCGUAUCCAAAGGAUCACGAGGAUUAUGACAAAUGGGUCGCACCCGGGUCUUUGGCAGAUGCUGUGAAUCGGAUGUUUUCCAAAGACUACAACCAAACAUGGGCUACUUUCGCGAGCACCAAGUGGUGGGAGGAGAGUGAAGAUAAGAUCAGUACUGGUUACAUAUCUCUUGAAUAUAUCCACAAUAAUGUCCAUAAUUUGGCCGGGGGCCAAAACUUCAAAACUGGACUCGGCCACAUGUCCGACGUGCCAGUUGCAGCCUUCGAUCCUUUAUUUUGGCUCCACCACUGCAACGUGGAUCGUCUACUUUCGAUGUGGCAAGUACUGCACUGGGAUGCUUGGUGGACAGCUCCCGGAUCUUGCAUGGCGGCAGACCAGGAUCCAAUGCCCAAGGAUCCUCUGAAGCCAUUCCACACAAAGGAUAACGGCGACCCGAAAAAGGACUAUUGGACCUCGGAAAUGGCACGCGAUUGGACAAAGCUGUACUAUCAGUACGACGACCUAGUGCCUGACCCAGGCGCUAUCAGCUCAGAUGGCACACUGGACGAGAAUAAAUACAGACAAGAUCUCGAGACUCAUAUCGAGAAGAUAUAUCCCAGUACUAAGAAUUAUAUUCAAGGGAUCCGUCUUGACAAUAAAAUCAAGAACUCGGAUUUCUUCGAGGUUGGAGACGGACAUUCCUGGGAUGACUACAUCGUCAAUGUCAUUUAUGAUCGCUAUGCUCUCGACGGUCUUUCAUAUGCUAUCCAGUUCUGGCUCGGGGACAACAUGGUUGGUCAAGUGUACGCUUUUGCCGGCCUAGCGCCUGGCUCGGCCGAGUCAGGCGGCUGUGCAAACUGCGGGUCACAGAGGGACAACAAGGUGUUGUCCCGGGCUCAAGUUCCACUUACAGUUCCUAUCAUGGUCUUGGUUCUGGGAAAUCCCAAUGGGCCUCUUCGAUCGAUGAAGCAGCAAGAGGUGAGAGAUUAUCUGGCAGCCAAUCUUCAUUGGAAGUUUGUAGAGCUUGGCGGAGCCUUGAAGCCAGCCUCUGAUUUCCCUAACACGAAGAUUUCUCUCUGGCGUGGUAUUGGAAAGCCACAGAACCUCGUCGGCGGGGAUCGUCUACCAGCGGCAUUUUCUUCAUAUAGGCCAUUGCCUGAUAUUACAAAUGACAAAGAGUGCGGCUUAAAGCAAGAUGAUAGGAUUUUGGGCGAUCAUGCUUCUUACAGUUUCAGACGAUUCUAAUGGGGACGGCCAGGAAGGACAUGUCUGCAGACUAUUCGUCGGAAAAUUCACAAUUGAGACUGAUGAUACGGACAUAAGUGGCAUCUCAAGGAUUGAAACAUAUAGUAGUUGUCAGCUUAAUGGGUUUCCAGUAAGAUAUCUAAUAAAA